AUGUCAGGUGAAUUUCCAAAGCAACUUUGUCGACUACCAAGGUUGCUUUAUGAACCUAUUGCAUCUCAAGUACACAAAUAUGAAUUUGAAUUGCCUGUCUUCAGCGUCAACAUAUGCACAAAUCAAACUUUGCUACAACGAAAAUUGUCUUCUGUUCCAACAAUAAUAGGCUUAUCUAACAAUAACAUUAGUGGUUAUAUACCUGCUGAGAUCGGCCAAUUGCAUCUUCUCCGCAAGCUGUUUCUUGGGUCCAACAACUUCUCUGGCGUCAUUCCUGAACAAAUAUCUAACCUAAAAAACUUAGAGGUUUUAGACCUCUCCUCGAAUCACUUGUCUGGAAUAAUCCCAUCGUCAUUGGUGAGCCUUAAUUUCUUGAAAGAAUUUAAUGCCUCAUACAAUAAUCUUGAAGGACUAAUACCAACAGGCACCCAGCUCCAAAGCUUCAACGCUUCUGCCUUUGAGGGGAAUCCAAAACUUUGUGGUGCCCCACUUCCAAAUAAGUGCGGACCAAGUAAAGGCAUUGAUGCAAAUAACAAGAACUAUAAAGACGUGGACAAUGGACUUCAUCAACUUCCGUGGUUUUAUAUCUUUGCAGCAUUGGGGUUCAUAUUAGGAUUUGGGGAGUUUGUGGUUCUCUAG
Molecule: messenger RNA, 639 nt
Organism: Prunus avium (sweet cherry)
Lineage: Eukaryota; Viridiplantae; Streptophyta; Magnoliopsida; Rosales; Rosaceae
Source: RefSeq, a predicted model, not a curated record